CUUCAGUGACCGUGUUGACUGGAAGCUGAUGCGGGAUCGAAGCGACUCUGCGACGAUGGAAAAACACCAAAGUCUGCUGGUGGAAAUCGGUUUGUUGACGUGUCACUGACGAGGUCUUCCAGACUCUCGUCCUUUCACGCCUCCAUGGAGCUGAUCCAAGCCACCUUGCUGCCUCAGGAAGUAUUCGCGGCUACCUGGACAGCCAACUCGGCUCCACCCUCCUCCUCCUCCCAGUCGCCACUUCUCAGCGUAACGCCAACCGAUGCUUCUUUUCUCCUUAAUGACAACUGCCACAACUGCACCAAACCAGAGUCGGGGUCACUUCCGGUUUUGGCUGGAAUCUUCAUCGCUCUGAUCUACGGGAUUGUGUGUAUUGUUGGGCUGGUGGGCAACACUCUGGUUAUCCACGUGAUUGUGAACUACACUAAGAACGACUCUGUCACCAACAUAUACAUCUUGAACCUCGCCAUUGCUGACGAGCUGUUUAUGCUUGGCCUGCCCUUCAUGGCAGUUCAGAACGCGCUGCUCUCCUGGCCCUUCGGAUCUCUUAUGUGCCGCAUAGUCAUGACUGUGGAUGCAAUCAACCAAUUCACCAGCAUCUUCUGCCUAACUGUGAUGUCUGUGGACCGCUACCUGGCAGUGGUGCACCCCAUCCGCUCCACCUGGUGGAGGCGGCCCUGUGUGGCGAAGGCCAUCAGUGCCACGGUCUGGGCCGGGUCCUUUGUGGUGGUGCUGCCUGUAGUGGUGUUUGCAGAUGUGCUGAAGCAUGGUGGAAACUGCAGCAUUGCGUGGCCUGAACCAGAAGAAGUGUGGAAGACAUCCUUCAUAGUUUACACAUGCACUGUGGGUUUCUUCUGCCCCCUGCUGGUGAUCUGCUUGUGCUACCUGCUGAUUGUCAUCAAGGUUCGCACGGCUGGAAAACGCGCUCAGGCCACGUCCUUGCGCCGCAGAAAGUCGGAGCGUAAAAUCACCAGGAUGGUGGUCGUAGUGGUGGCAGUGUUCGUCCUGUGUUGGCUCCCGUUCUACGCCCUCAACAUCAUCAACCUGUUGGUGAUCCUGCCCGGAGACUUCAGGGGCCUCUACUUUUUUGUCGUAGUUUUGUCGUACGCAAACAGCUGCGCCAACCCCAUUCUGUACGGAUUCCUCUCUGACAACUUCAAGAGAGGCUUCAGGAAGGCCCUGUGCCGCACUUCACGCAGGGUGAACACCACCAACAGAAUGGGCACAGAGGUACAGCGACCCACAGAGGAAUGGGGUGGGAUCGCACUUCAAGCACCGAACCGUGAAGGAGCAACUGGUUUGCACAAGGACGUUUUCGAGAUAAAAGAGGAAGCAGCAAAUGGUGCACGUGGAGGUGGGAUCAUGCAAAUGAGUGAAAUAUGCAGAAUGUCCCCAAAUGGAAAAAGCAGAGGGGCGGUGAAGGGGAGCACAUCUGAGCUGCAUCACACUCGAGACCUGGCAGUUAAAGACCCAGGGUUUGAUCCCGCUGAUGCACAGUCCACUUUAAGCAGUAAAACAGCACGUGUGAGGAACAUCUCCCGACAUGAAGCUUUCAUGGAUGAAGACUCAGCACUGGAGAUCAGCUGUCUGUAACAGUUGUGUUUUCACUGGACUUUGUGGUAUGUGUUGGAAAACGUACAAUCGGCUGUGAGUACUGCAGAACACAGCAAAGGUUGCAGAAUGACAGUCCAGUAAGGUACCACAUGCAUCUCGCUAUCAAGGCCACAUAACCAAUUUAUUGUUCACUGAAUACCAGCUUGCACAGUAUUAAACAGAAACAAAAUAAAACAUACCAAUCCAGUACUCUGUAGUCCGUACGUACAGUAAUGAUGAUUGGGGCAUGGUCAAAGUGUUAACAUUUUAACCACUUUGUGAAACUGUUUACAUUUAUAACUUUCCAAUGUUUACUUUUUUUUCUGUCAGUUUUCUUUUAACCUCGGGCUCUACCAGCAGGAGCUAUUUUAAAGGUGCAUUACGGGGUUUUAAUGCCACCUAGUGGAGAUGUUUCAGACUGCAACAACCUCACCCCUGCCUUUCUAACUGUACGCCUGUGUGCAUGCUCAAACAUGAGCCAGCAUUCUGUCUUUAAUGACUGCAAAGGUAUUAGCUGGUAGUAACUGACUGACAUCAGCAGAGACGUUAACAUUACUGAGGGCCCCUUCACACAUAACAUGAAAGACACAGAAACCGAAAGCAAAUCCGCAAACCAAACACAAAAUGGGGAACAACGAACCACCUUCUGUCAUGACGGACGCACGACCGCACAGGCAUGCACAACACAUCGGGGACGGUUUCAUGCACAAUUAUGCGCGUGCACAAGCAGUGCGAGUCGCUGGAACGUGUUGCACCACAUCGCGCCGCUGAUGUGGAGAAAAAAAAAACACUUGUAUAAUUAGUGAAAUCACUGGGUUGAUAUCAGUAAUAAAUAAAAGGGGAUGCAGUCCAGAACCCUGCAGUUAAAUAAAAAUAAAUAAAUGCCACAUGCGGGUUUGAACCUGCAAUUUACAAAAGCUCAGAUUACCAGAUGGGAACUUUACCA
Messenger RNA from Thalassophryne amazonica, 2539 nucleotides. It is a transcript of the gene sst3b, whose product is annotated as somatostatin receptor type 5. Gene Ontology annotation, biological process: neuropeptide signaling pathway. Gene Ontology annotation, molecular function: neuropeptide binding; somatostatin receptor activity. The coding region runs from base 145 to 1593 and encodes 482 amino acids. Lineage: Eukaryota; Metazoa; Chordata; Actinopteri; Batrachoidiformes; Batrachoididae. The record is from RefSeq and is a predicted model, not a curated record. Gene Ontology annotation, cellular component: membrane; neuron projection. The transcript is spliced from 3 exons.